Messenger RNA from Torulaspora delbrueckii, 2025 nucleotides. RefSeq lists its product as uncharacterized. The transcript has a single exon. Gene Ontology annotation, biological process: protein splicing. Gene Ontology annotation, molecular function: DNA binding; endonuclease activity. The record is from RefSeq and is a predicted model, not a curated record. Bases 1 to 2025 code for a protein of 674 amino acids. Lineage: Eukaryota; Fungi; Ascomycota; Saccharomycetes; Saccharomycetales; Saccharomycetaceae.
AUGGCAACCAAUUGUAAUCCAUCAUUUGGAGGGCUCUCGGAAAACACUCGUUUGUUCCUCUCAAAUGGGACCUUGAUUGAUAUAACAAAGCUAAAAUCCGGUGAUCGCCUGCUAUCCGCAGAAGGUAAAGCUUCAGAAGUCGAGCGUGUUGUGCAGUUUACCGGCAAUUUAGUCAAGUUUACGCAGACGUUUUCACACGUCACCACUGGAUUCGAACCAGGAUACAUCCCCUAUGGUGUGGUGAGUUUUACUGUAUCCGAUACUCAAGUGUUGGUAUUUAGAACGUUGCAAAGAUUGAAGGUGAUGAGAGUUAAGGAGAAAAGGGUCUUUGAGAUAACAGAGCUGAGAAAACAGCUACGGGAAGCCGUUGGCAUGUUAAUGCUUCCCGUGACGGGUUCACGCACAUUUCUUAGCUCUUCCACCAUCAGAGAAGCAAAAGAUUAUGUCAAGAGGAAAACAGCUGCGUCCGAUGAUGGUUACAUUACGUGGAAUUGUGUCGCCAAAAACAUUGCGCAACUGAGCAAAGAAUUGAGAGUCUCCACUAAAGUGCUACUAAGUCCAAUGAAUUUGGAGAUCCCGGUUUUGAAGCCUUGGAUGGACAAAUGGUAUGGGGAAGAUGUGACAUCUGACAAAGUAGAUGCCUUGGCUUGGUUAUUUGGGUUUUGGAUUGGAAAUGGCUAUAGGAAAGGUGCAAUAUUUGGGUUGCAUUCAGAAGGUCAUGAUGUCAAUGAUUAUCUUCGUAAUUGUGCGGGAAAGCUAGGAAUGAUAUGUAAAUUCAAAAAGAGGGGAGAGGACGGAUUUAGAGCAGAGGCCACUCUGCUCAUGCCGGAUGGUAGCCGGGAUAGGAACAGUCCACUGACAAACGCUCUUGAGGAACUCAGAUUUUAUCUGCACGGUAAGAAAGGCGACCCGAAAAGUGUACCAAAGUUUCUAGGAUUCGAAGCAAGAUCCGUCAGAGAGUAUUUCAUGGCAGGUCUUAUUGACUCCGAUGGAUCCACCAAGUAUCAACAAGGAACUGUUAGAGCAUGUAUCAAGACAACGCAUCAGCCAAUAAGAGACGGCAUUCUUCUCGUCUGGCGCUCGCUGGGAUUAAACCUCACUGUCUCUUUCGAACCCGAACAAAUGCGACGAGAUGUUCAUCAAAAUGAUACUUGGAUUUUCGAUCUGUUUGAGGGUGCCAAUAAACCAGUGUUCUGGUCUAUUCUCGAAAAAUGUUCCUGCGAGAGAAAACGGAACCCUCAGAAGGAUAAAGACUACAGGCCUCUACUGUGCCCACCAGUCAAGCCCAAUGCAACUGAUGUGGAUCCGUUAAAUUUUAUGUCAAUUUCCUUCGAGACAAGUAACAGUGGAUCUGGAAAAUUAUACUCAAUUCAACUCAAAGAUCCUUCCAGCACAUUUAUCACUGAGGAUCAGUUGAUCUGCGCCGGUAGUUGCUCAGGUAGCGUACAUCAUAAAGAAUCAACGAUAACCAGGGAUGAGGGCUUCUUCGCUCGCGACGAUAAUUUUUGUAACUGUUGCGCACGAGCAAGACAUGGAAGGUUUGAAGAGCUCCCUUGGGAUGGUAGCAAACUAUGGUGCGACAACUGCUGCAAACGCUAUGAGGUAUCCGCAAUGAUCUGCGUGAACGAAAAGUGCAUGGAAAUCCCAUCCAAAGAGCAGGCUGCUAAAAUGAGAAGGGAGAAUAGACUCCGCUGCCUAUCGUGUAAAUCACAGCUAAGAGAUGACAGCGCCAGUAAUAAAAAAAGGUCAAUGAUCCCCGGAUUUUGCGCCAGUUGUGGUACUACAGAAGCCAGUUCAUGGCGCAAAUUGGGUUGGAACAAGAACGAUAAGAAGCGGCUCUGCAAGAAUUGCCAUUUCGAAUGUACCAAGAGCAAGAGAUACUGUGCUAGUUGUGCCAGGAUUAUUACCAGGGUCGAAGAACCUGAGCUAUUGAAAAAGUACUCCAAAUCACAGAAUCAUCCCGAUGCGUUCAUUCCUUGUCCCCGUUGCGAGGAACCCACCAACGUCAUGAUGUUUGGUGCCUAG